Haemonchus placei is the source of this 549-nucleotide messenger RNA. The record is from the annotation of a GenBank genome assembly. Lineage: Eukaryota; Metazoa; Nematoda; Chromadorea; Rhabditida; Trichostrongylidae.
AUGGACCUCGGGAAUUUGACAAUAGCUGAAAUCUUUCGUGGUCUAAACGAGGGUGACUAUGUCUACGAUGCAGUUGAAGAGAACUUACGGCGCCUGAUGAUUGAGGAAAAGCCAGAUGCCGUGCUUCCUGUUCGAGCGUGUGAUCGAGAUCUUAUAACUGAAUCGUCAGAUGCUGUGCUUUCCACACGAGCAAGUGAAGGAGAUCUUCUCACUGAUGGCUCCAAUCCCUCCCAUCAGCCAUUGGAGACCCUAUGCCAAGAAGAGCUUGCCAAGGAGGAAACUCUCGACCAAAAUUUGGACGACAAAAGCAAGGAUGACGGCGAUCAGGAAGUAUUCGACUACAAUCACUACGGAAAAAACAACGAUGACGAACUGAAAGCUAUGGCUCAAGCCGCAUUUGUCGUAUCCACCGACCCUGAAGGAAUAGGUCAUGAUGGCAUCAUAGAUGACAAAUCGGACUACAUGCCUGAAUACUACGACAACUUUCCUGAAGAAAGACCACACCUGACUGUUCUUCAUGAGUCGAAUGCUACCGAGGAAGGUCCCUAG